GGAUUCAGCAAGAACGUUGUCAGAUUUAAUUCGGAAUGGUGAGCUGUACCCUGAGCUAUAUGUAUAGAAAAUGACACCACAGAACCUUCUGCAUCUGGCUCUGUAUUCUGUACACACAAAUGGGCAAAAUGUACAGAACCUACAACAAUAUGGUGAAUCCUAUAAAAGGGAUGGGUCAGUGUUCCAGUGGUAAAAGUGUGAAUGAUGACAAUAUGGUAAACAUCGGCAUAGUUGAUGCAAACAGAGAGAAACUUGCUUUGGAUGAACGAAUAAGAAUGGAGGGCAAAGCAAUAGUGAAGGAAAAAGAGAAAAUCUUUAGAGAGAAGUUAAAACAUAUACAUUCUCAUGAUACCAAGAUUGUGAUAAAAACGUUGGAUGAGUUGAGAGAAAUGUUAGUCCAGGCUUGGUCGACAUUGAGUCACGGACGGGAUAUUGCUAUCACUCUUUUGGACAUUCUCCUUGAUGAAGGCUAUGUGAAGAUGAUACUCACGUUCAUGAGAGAUGGAGAAAAAGACCUGAAGAUAAUAGCGGCACGCUUACUUGAACAAUCAUUGACCACUAGGAUCAGGCAGUAUGUGGAGAAAUAUGGCUUGCAAGCGUUACUUGAUUUAUCAAAUGAUAAAAGUGAUGAAUUAGAAGAUGCUGGCAUUGGCCUACUUGAGCAUAUGCUUAAACUAAGUGAGGCAGCCUGUCAGAGGAUUAUCUCAUUAGGAGGCCUCGAAACCAUCAUAGAAGCAUCCAAAUCUGAAAAGGACAGUUUAAGAAAACAUGCAGCCAAAGCAAUGGCAAAUUUAGCCAUGUAUGGUGGCUUUAAAAAUCAAAAGGAAAUGAUUAAACGCAAUGCUCACCAAUGGCUAUUUACUUUAGCAUUCUCUAAAAAUCCCUCUGUGACUUAUUACGCUUGUAUCGCUAUAGCUUUUCUUGCAAGCAAUAAAGAAAUUGAGCAGGAAAUCAAUGAAUCUGAAACUCUGAAACUUGUAAAUACAUUUGUGGCACAUCAUGACCCGAAAGAGUUUGGAAAGCUGGACAAGUCACAGCUACAAGGGAGAUCAAUGGGAUGGUUGGCCAAAAUGAAGAAACUACUAAAGAGUCACAACCGUGAAGCUCAGACUCUUGCAGCUUUCCACUUCGCAAUGGAGGCCACAAUCAAAAAGACUCAGGGAAGUAUUCAUGAACUGUAUGAAAUAGAUGCUGUCUUACCUAUCAAGCAGGUAGCUUGUUUGUCUGUCAAUGAUGUUGCCUGUAACUUGGCAUACCGGGCACUGGAGACAAUAGGGGAAAAAUGCCCUCCAAAUCUUAGUAAUGAUAUAACAAGAUGGGACAAUUUCGAAGUGAAAUGGUGGCUGGAGGCUUUAGGUUUUACUGAGUACAUCAAUGCAUUUGCAAAGUUGAAGGUUGAUGGCGAUCUACUGCUGACGAUAAAGGAAGAUGAUCUGAAAAAUGAUAUCAAGAUGUCUGCUGCAAUAACUAGGAAAAGGUUUUUAAGAGAAUUAUCCAAUCUGAAGCAAUUAGCAGAAUAUAGUUCCUGUGACCAUGACGAUCUGUCAAAUCACUUAUUCAGUCUGGGAGAUGAAUAUGUACAGUACACAUACAAUCUACUACGGGCAGGCAUAACCCUUGAUAACAUCACCUUAGCAACUGAUGACAUUCUCAAACAGGAUUGUGGGAUAGAAAAUGGUGUGCACCGAGCUCGGAUUAUGGAGGCUGUUAAAGAGCCAAAAAAGCGUGGUAAUGCAUUCUCCCGCAGUACUUCCCAUACAUUUAGCAGGACGCGUAGCUUGGCCUCAAUCUCCGGUUCUCCAGUACUCGAUGCCACAGAGAAAUCACUUGAUGUCUUCAUCAGCUAUAGGAGGUCCACAGGCUCACAACUCGCUAGUUUACUGAAGGUGCAUCUACAAUUGAGGGGAUUUUCAGUGUUUAUUGAUGUGGAAAAACUAGAAGCUGGCCAGUUUGAUAAUAAUCUACUCAACAAUGUUCGUCGUGCUAAAAGUUUUGUUCUGGUGCUCUCUGACUCAGCCUUAGACAGGUGUAUAGGGGAUACUGAGAGCAAGGAUUGGGUACAUAAGGAGAUCACAACUGCACUCCAGUCUCAGUGUAACAUAGUACCCAUACUGCACCAGUUUAAAUGGCCACCUCUCGAUAGUAUUCCAGAGGAUAUGCGUAAUGUCUCAUUCUUCAAUGGUGUCAAGUGGAUCCAUGACUAUCAGGAUGCCUGUAUGGACAAACUAGAACGCUUUCUUCGUAACCCAAAACCCCCAAAGCUGGAUGAACCUGUAAAAGCAAAUUAAAAAACUACAAGUGGUACAUGGAUCACUUCCCAUGGCACCUGGUCCAGCCUGACACAUUAGGAUCUGAGUGAAUCAGAGGAACCGUCAAUCUUAGCUCAAAAAUCAGGAUUCGAGAUCCAGAAUAACUUUUCCACUUUCUGCUUUGGCUAAGCAAUGUAGAUGGAAUUGUUGAAUGACAAACAAUUCAAACAUUGAAGUAAAGGAAGAGUUAUUAUUAAGGCAAGAGACCUUAUUAUAUGUGAAAUAUGACUGUUUGUCAUUCUCUUUGUAACAUUUUAACUCAAGAUACUCAAAAUAUAGGAAAGUGUGCUAUUAUAGAGAUUAUAUGAAAACAAUUGGGCUGGAACCAGUUAUAUAUUAAUUAACUUAUUGAUUAAAUUAACUUAUUAAUUAACUUAUGUGUAACUUCGAUUGUUUGUUUUUUAUUAAAUAUUGUAUUCUUAUUUGGCUAUUAUUAAUGCUCUUUGAGCCUAGCCAAAAUGUUACUCUAAUGAUUAAUGAUUUUGUGUUAAUGAAAUACUUAUUUAUUGAUUUUAGCAAAGUUUAUUAUGGUAGAAUUAGAUUUUCUUUUUAUCACUGAAUGUUGUUCCAAAAUAGCUGCUAUUCAGAUGAGAACAAAUGAGAUAAGGAAGAUUUUAUUGCCUAGAGGUAAUUGUUUCAAAUGUAUACUAGGUAUAUUUUUAUCAAUACUGCAAGUCACCUCACAAAUAACAUUUAGCCUUUAUAGAGGUACAUUAUUCAUGUUAUAUGUACCUAGUUAACACUAGGAACAAGAAAAGAUCAUCCUAUGUAAACAUGUACAAGCUAAUUUUCUAGGGGCUUAUAGUUAGGUAAAAAUAGAUACUAGGGCUGGUAUGGAAUAGAAGGGAAUCGAUUUUAGACCUUGGCAUCAAAACUUUUGGAAAUUUAUUUCGUUCCAACGGAGGAUGGCAGUUCAGAAAGUCCAUUCCUAAAGGUGAAAUCAGACAUCAUUUCCAUACCAGUCUUACCAUGAAAUAACUUACGGGUAUUUUAUGUCUCUUAGUACUAAUUAUGUAGACUGCUCCACCUGGUAAUUACGCAGACAGGUUUUACUGUAAAUAGGUAAACCAGUUAAGUGCCAUUAUUUUUGCUUCAUUAUAUUUUUAUUGUACAUUUUCAAAUGAUCUUACAAUUUUAAUUUUAUCAAAAAAUACUCAUAUUUGUUUUAUUAACAUUAUUACUUUGAUUAUCUUUGAAAACAUGUUCAGAACAUAAACAAGUUUAUCAUGAUAUGUAAGCGAAAACAGGGAAGGGUAUUUAAUAGAUGUGGACAUUAUUCUAAAUUAAGUAAUUUAAAGGGAGAAUCGGAUAUGUUUCUAUGAUUUCAGUUAUAGAACGCAAAUGUUUUAAAUAAUUUUUUUCAUGGAUUUUUAAUAAUCAAAUGAAUAAAUGAAACAAAUUAUUAAUAGCUAAGAAUAUAUUAAUGUAAUCUCUCAUUUGGAAUCCAUUGCCAGUUGGAAUCAUAUUUAGAAAGUAUCUGAUUCUCUCUUGAAAUCUCUUGAAAGUUUAACACAGCGCCAAUGGUACAUGCUGAGACUAACAUAGAAUGAUGCUCUCAGGUACAUGUAUAUGUCAAUUUCAAUGACAAUUAACUUUUUCAUUUCAAUAGAUGUUUUUCCACUUCUAGUUAGACUAAUAGAAACACAUUGUUAGCUGAUGAAUGAAUUGAUUUAACCUAACCUAUAUAUGACUGAUUUCUGAAGAGGAUUGCUUUUAUAUGUGCAAAACUAGAAGACUGUCCAUGGCAAAUACAUACUGUAUCUGGUGAAACACUUGAAUUGAGCCAACACGCUUAAUAGCCUAUUCACACAAUAACUAAGCAAGGUGUUAAUUUAAAAAUGUUAAAAAAAUUAAUUUGCUUCAUGGGUGACAAAAUAUUU
Molecule: messenger RNA, 4189 nt
Organism: Owenia fusiformis
Lineage: Eukaryota; Metazoa; Annelida; Polychaeta; Sabellida; Oweniidae
Source: the annotation of a GenBank genome assembly